CAUGCACACACGCACACGGAUAUUGUUGAUCAGUGAACCGAAAAUGAUCGGAAAAAUGAACCGGCAGAAUGAAAAACCUUAUCGGACGGUCCGAGGCGAAGAAGACACCGCGGGGGAGUCGCAAUGCGCAAGCAACAUUAAUUAACCUAGGUUGUACGAUGCUCCGCCAGUCUCGCGCUGACGAUCCUAUUAUGCAUGAUCGCGACGCGCACAGGGAACCCGGCCACUAAUUAAACAGCACAGAAAAUCGACACACCGCGACGAGAGCCGAGAGAAAAAAUUCACAGCCAAACGAAACACCGAUUUAUUCUAUCGAUAAUCGCUUGAUGCACCGAUUAUUUGUGUGUGUCUCGCAUAAACUAUACGUAUCGAGACGAUCCACGCUGAAGGAUACGCGACGAGCGGAACCCUCGGCAGAUACCAACGUUUGAAAAAUUUCUCCGCGUCGCUGUCUCCGAUGUCUACCACUAGAGAGUUAUCAAUUCUCGUAAUACGAUAUACGUUACUUUGUGACAGAAUAUAAAUCGCUACCGUUAACACUGUACGAUUGUGGUGUGAUGAUUGAGCAUUAAUUUUUUAUUUUAAUCUACCAACAUGGAUAAAACUCCAAUAUCUAUUUUACAAGAAACCGUUGCAAAAUGCAAUGUUCCUUUACCAGUGUACACAGAGAUUUGCAUGGCUGGAACUCAUCAAACCAAAUUUGUAUUUCAAGUUAAAUGGAGUGAGUAUGUAGCAAAAGGUGAUGGGACCACUAAGAAAGAAGCUAAGCAAAAUGCUGCAAAGGAAAUGAUACGAUUGUUGUCUUUGAAAACUGAAAGUCCUACAGAGAACUCAAGAGAACUUAAUACGUCGGAUUCGUCGGAUGAUACAUUAAAUAAUUAUGUUGGGCUUUUACAAGAACAUUGUCAAAAAAUGAAUUUACCGGAUCCCUGUUACGAGCAUUUUGGAACUACUGGGCCGCAUCAUCGACCUGUAUUUGAAAUACGUUGUACCGUUGCAUCCGAACAUAGCGAAGAAUCUGCGAGCACAAAAAAGAUUGCCAAACAAAAGGCAGCUAAAAAACUAUUGGAACAUUUAUCAAAAAAUAAACCAAUAGACAUCGAUUCUGUGGACAAGCUACAAAUAGAAUAUAAGAAUCUUACGAUAAAUGACCUAGAAUCUGAUGCUGCACAACAAGACAAAGAUAUUUUGGAUGCUUACUGUAAAAUAAAGGAACUGUCAAUUGGGACAAAUGAUUCUUUGAAAAUCCAAUAUUACCAUGUUAUGUUUGCUAAAUUGUGUAGUAACAUUUCAGAAAAUCAAAAACAUUAUUUAAUGUUUUCACAUGAAAUGAAAGAAGAUCACAUCAAUAUAAACAGUACAAUAAAAGUUAUUCAGGACAUUAUGAAAGCAACUGUAAGAAUGAUUGAAUUUAAAUCAAAUAAUAGUGAUAAGAGUAUAGUUGGACUUAAGUUAACAACUACACCUGUAUUGAUUCAAAUUGGUUUAAGCAACAACAUGGAAAAAGCAAAAGAGAAAGCUGUAUUUAAAAUUCUUGAAUGUAUCGCUCUUUAUAUGAAAUGAUGUGUUAAAUGAUGUAUAAAUACUAUAAAAAUUUAUUUGUUAACAAAAUUUUAUUGAGAAUGAUUAAUAUAUUUAAUAAAUAAAGCUAUUAUAAUUAUGUAAUUUA
Messenger RNA from Nomia melanderi (Alkali bee), 1669 nucleotides. Its product is annotated as protein Loquacious-like. Gene Ontology annotation, molecular function: double-stranded RNA binding; siRNA binding. Gene Ontology annotation, biological process: siRNA processing; regulation of regulatory ncRNA processing. The record is from RefSeq and is a predicted model, not a curated record. NCBI's taxonomy places the organism in Eukaryota, Metazoa, Arthropoda, Insecta, Hymenoptera, Halictidae. Gene Ontology annotation, cellular component: RISC complex; nucleus; RISC-loading complex.